Serendipita indica DSM 11827 is the source of this 3489-nucleotide messenger RNA. Lineage: Eukaryota; Fungi; Basidiomycota; Agaricomycetes; Sebacinales; Serendipitaceae. The record is from the annotation of a GenBank genome assembly.
AUGUUGCUGUUUGGGGUUGAUCCUGGUCGAACGGUGCGAUUUCUGGCAAGCAUGCAGCGCAAUGGCAAUGGUCGCGCAUUAUGCCUAGCAAGCUUUGAUGGCGGCGAGGCGAGAUGUAUGUCGCAGCUUCAUAUCCUCUGUGCAUUGAUGCACCAGAUUCAAUUAGAAGGCCACCCAGAGGAUCCAGACGCAGUUGUCUUACCAUGUGAGGUGUUUGAUCUCAUCGGAGGUUCUGAAGCUGGCGGGCUUCGUAUGUCCGCACCAGAGGCUGCUGCGGCCUUUGAAACCAUCUCGCAUCAAAUCUAUCUCCAGCAAACCCUGCCGGCGAAGGACAGAUCACAUAUACUAAGAAGAUCUCUGGAGAGUCUUUUGGAGCAAAGGAGCUUAGACGCCGAUGCAAAACUAUACGAUGGCUCCUGUCCUCCAGCUUUCGUGAUUGUAACACCCACAUCCAAUCUAUCAAGUUGUAUGAAGUUUAGGACGUACAGGUCCCGUGUCGGCCUACCGAGUCAAAUCACCAUUUUAGACGCCAUGCUAGCAACUGCAGCGACACUGCCUUACUUUGACCCUGUCAAGGUUAAGCAGUCUUUGGGUGAAGAAGAAUACAUAGCGCCCUCCUUGGAAUUCUACAAUCCUAUCAAAGAAAUCCUUACAGAGGCACAUGGACUUUACUCUGGCAAGGCUCAAGUUGCCACCCUUGUCAGCUUUGGCGCGGGCAAUCCUGGCGUUAUAAAAUUCAAUCCAGGCUCCGAAGAUUGGAAACUCACGCUUGCGAAGCUUCUAUCAAAUAGUGAGCGAGUUGGAGGCGAAAUCGGCUCUCAGAUGGGCCACCUCGGGAUUUAUUUUCGGUUCUCUGUUCAACAGGGAAUUCAAAUCUCAUCGCUGCCAGAAGGCAGAUUGAGCUCUUUAAUCGGUACCCAUACCGCUGCAUAUCUCGAGGACUACGAGGUGGCAAGCCGGUUAGAGGCGUGUGUCGAAUCCAUCCAACAGCGUGUAGGUGUUACGACGUUAGACCAGCUUAGGAGAGUAGGUGGCGGGCAAGCAACCUACAAGGGCAUACCAGCUUUGACAACACAUUUUGUAAUGCGUUCAGAACCAUGGAAGCGAAUGACAGAUGCCCUACAAGACGAUCAAUCUCGUCAGCGAAUCAUAGUCCUCUCUGGCAUGGGUGGUCUGGGCAAGACGCAGUUGGCCAUUCAUUUUGUCGAAGAACAUCGGUCAAGAUUUGACUACAUCUUCUUCGUCGAUGGAAGCUCCGAAGCAAGUAUCCAACUCGACCUCAUCGCCCACGCGAAGAGUUGGUCUCCAGGAUGCACGCACCUGACCCUCGAAGCAAGCCUUUCCGCUUUCUGCGAUCCUGGACAUAAGAACUAUCUCUUGUUCAUCGACAAUGUUGAUGACGUUAAUAUUGACCUUGCCCGAUAUCUUCCCCAGUCGAAUUCUGGUUGUAUUAUCAUCACAACUAGAAACCGGUCACUUGGUCAUCUGGCGAGUCAGCCUUCGUCGCACGUUGAGCUAGAGGUAAUGAAUGUAGAAGAAGCGACGGAGGCAAUCUUCCGAUCAUCGAGGCUGCCAACUACCAAUGGGAACAGGCAAGCGCUAGUUCAGAUUGCGGAAGAGUUGGGAUGCUUGCCUGUGGCUCUCAUUCAGGCCGGAAGCUACAUAUUUCAAUCACACUGCACUCCAGAGGAGUACCUCGAUCUGCUUAAGCAGCAUCUGGUGGAUAUGCUGGAGCAGGCGUCGGCUGACCGUCAGAGGAGGAGCGUGCACGCAGCCUUCAACAUUUCCUAUCAAAAGCUUCCGCAUGAGCUUCAAAACUUUCUACUACUUCUCUCGUGCUUCCAUUUUGCCAAUUUUCCGACUGCCAUCAUUCCAUCUGCGGCAAAGGCGGGAUUUCGCACCAAGGUGCGGUGUCUUCAAGAGCAAGAAUCCGACUCAGAGCUCUCUAUUCCCCUUCUUCAGUCAAUAUUCUGUCCGAAAGGAGGGGAAUGGGAUGACCGCACCUUGCAUCAAUACGCUAUCAUACUCCAGCAAUAUUCUCUUGCUUCGUUUAGUCCGACAACUGGUACACUCAUGCUCCGGCUUCAUCCACUUGUCCACAAGUGGGUGUCCUUUCGUACGUCGCCUAUACCCAUGGCUGCCUUUCGACAAGGCGCUGUCCGCUUGUUGUCCUGUGGUGCAGCAAUGGAGAGUUUGAGACAUCACUUGGCCCCGCAUGCAGAGGAGAUCAUCAGACAUACCGAUAUAGAGACGAUUGGCGCUGAUGACAGCGCCGCUAUUGCCAUCAUCUUGCAGGCUGCUGGUCAAGGUGAGCAAGGUCGGGAAGUGUGGCGCCGGAUAUUAUCUCAGCUCGAGAAUAUUCAUGGUGAGAAGGAUCUCCGAGUGGCAACCGUCAUGAUGGAGAUAGGCGGCGACUUCUCUGGGAGGCUCACGGAAAUGGAAACAUUGGUGAUGAAAGCUAUCGCCAUCCGAGAAGAACUGCUAGGCAGGGAGAAUAUAGAUACUCUCAAAGCCAAAGGGCUCCUCUGCGGAAUCUACCGAUAUGCUGGGAAGGUGGAUCAAGCACGUGAGGUUCAAGCAGAGGUAUCAACAAUCCUCAAGGCACUCAAGUCGGCCUCGCAAGAUGACAAGUUCCAGGUCACAAAGUGGUUUGGAUCAAUUCAUACAUUUCAAGGGGAGUGGGCAGCAGCUGAGCGUCUUGAAAAGGAGACGCUUGAGGACCUUAAAUCGCGCUUGGGAGAAACGCAUCCAGAUACUCUCCAGGCGAUGAACAACCUGGCGUACCUCUACUAUUCGCGCGCAUGGUUCAAAAAGGCCGAAGACCUAUGGCUCCGGGUCGUCGAAGUCCGCAAAGAGACUCUUGGAAAGGAGCACCUGGAGACUCAAAGAGCGACCGCAAACCUCGGCAGUGUCUAUCAUGCUGAGGGUCGAUACAAAGAGGCGGAAACGCUCAUGCUUGAGGCGCGACGUGUGGUUGGGAGAAUGCUGGGGGAGUCGCAUUGGCUGACGCUCAUAUCUCUGGGAAACCUGGGGACCAUUUAUCGCUCACAGCGACGCAUUACCGAAGCGGAGGCCAUGUUCGCCAAGGUGCUGGAUCUUGCAAGGGGCGCAUAUCCAGAGUCAGACCCGAUAGUCAUGCGAGCUCUCCUUGCAUUGGCCAAAUUCUAUCUCUCGGAGGAUGAGGGAGAAAAGGCCCUCCCGCUAUUGAAUACCGCUUUGGCACAACUGGCUAACGAGGGGACCAACAACAGACUUGAAUCUGGUCACUCGCUCUAUUACAUCGCACGGGAACUCCUGUCCUCUGGACUCUUGGAAGAGGCGAAGCGAUGCGCGAUGCAGGCGGAGAGGUUGCUUCUGGAGCCACCUUCUAGAGCAGAUGUCACAUCAGGCUCAGAUGAAUUUUCGCGAGAAAUGCCGAACAAAAGCUCUGCCAAACAGCUUCUGGAAAACAUAGAGGAAGAACUAGAGGUAGAGGGGAGAAUGAAGUAG